GUCACAGUCUGUAAAGAUGGCGGCUAGAAGGAGCGCGAUAGUCCAAACUGAUAUAUUUGACCCUGAAUCUGAGGUUGAAGAGGGAGAAGAGCAGCAAGAAGAACAAGAGGAAGUAGUGCGAAUGCAGCCAGAAGUUACUGAAUGCUAAGUUUUGAUAUUUUUAAACGUUUCUGACAAUGUUUUUUCCAACGGAGAAUAGUGUCCUUUUGUUAUGCCUAUUGAAAGGGUGCUCAUGUGGAAACUGUGCAACAAUGCCUACAGAGCAGGAGAAUGUCUGCUGCCGGGAAAUACCACAGGUUCUAAGACGGAUGCAGCAGGUAGAUGACCAUAUGACCUGCAUGUUGGACCACCCUGGUUUAGAGCCUGUUUGCCUGAAUCCCUACUCUUUACAGAGGGAAUUCAACCACUACAGAGCAAAUUAUGGCCGUUUACAGAUCAGGGGAAUAGAGAAGCGUUUCAGCUAUGUGGGAUACCGAAGCUUUGUUGGAUGGUGUUGGGGCUUCCUUGGAUGGAGGGUACGGGUGGUUGUUCCAGCAUGUGUGGUGCUACGUAUACGCCGUGAAUUUCCGGAUCCAGAAGGCAGAUAUGUAGGAUUCAAGCUGCCCCCUCUUGAUUGA
Molecule: messenger RNA, 617 nt
Organism: Epinephelus moara (kelp grouper)
Lineage: Eukaryota; Metazoa; Chordata; Actinopteri; Perciformes; Serranidae
Product: P2X purinoceptor 7-like
Exons: 4
Coding region: 177-617 (146 amino acids)
Source: RefSeq, a predicted model, not a curated record